CGGAAGCGGAAGUGGCGGGGGCGUGCGGGUCCCCAUCAUGGCGGCCGCCUGGCCUCCCAGGCAGGCUGCUGGUGCUAAGCUUGUGGCUACCCAGUUUUUGGGUGUCCUGUGGUUCGUGGCUGUCACCACAGGAUCUUGGGGAGCUGCUGCCACGCCCGGCGAGGAGACGAUGAAGUGCGAGGAUCUCAGAGUGGGACAAUAUAUUUGUAAAGAUGCAAAAAUUAAUGAUGCUACCCAAGAACCAGUUAACUGUACAAACUACACAGCUCACGUUCAAUGUUUUCCAGCACCCAACAUAACUUGUAAGGAUUUUUAUGGGAAUGAAACACAUUUUACUGGAAAUGAAGUUGGUUUUCUCAAGCCCAUAUCUUGCCGAAAUGUAAAUGGUUAUUCAUACAAAGUUGCGGUUGCCUUGUCUCUUUUCCUUGGAUGGUUGGGAGCAGAUCGGUUUUACCUUGGUUAUCCUGCCUUGGGCUUAUUAAAGUUUUGCACUGUAGGGUUUUGUGGAAUUGGGAGCCUAAUUGACUUCAUUCUUAUUUCAAUGCAGAUUGUUGGCCCCUCAGACGGAAGUAGCUACAUUAUAGAUUAUUAUGGAACCAGACUUACAAGACUGAGUAUAACUAAUGAAACAUUUAGAAAAACACAGUUAUAUCCAUAAAUAUUUUUAAAAGAAACGGAUUUGGGCCUCCUUGCUCUGAGUCCAGACUCUCAGUAUGUGUGGAUUGCUAGGGUUUCCUUUGCAUUCUUCUUCAUCUGCCCCUUCAUGGUUUUUCUGAUUACUUAAAAAUCAUAUUACCUGAAGAUUUAUUUAGCAGGACUUUGGGGGAGAGCGAUAUGAUAAUAGAGUCUUUCUUCUGCCGUCGUCUCUAUGAGACAGAAAGUUAUUACCCCGGCAUCCUUUAAUGUCUUUCCCAAAGGCAGGUAGCUACUUGUCAUUUUGGCUUCUGAAUAAUAAAGGUAUGACUUAU
Molecule: messenger RNA, 968 nt
Organism: Suncus etruscus (white-toothed pygmy shrew)
Lineage: Eukaryota; Metazoa; Chordata; Mammalia; Eulipotyphla; Soricidae
Gene: TM2D1
Product: TM2 domain containing 1
Exons: 7
Coding region: 38-658 (206 amino acids)
Biological process (GO): apoptotic signaling pathway
Molecular function (GO): amyloid-beta binding; G protein-coupled receptor activity
Source: RefSeq, a predicted model, not a curated record